This is a messenger RNA of Aspergillus ruber CBS 135680, 2103 nucleotides long. Its product is annotated as 3-oxoacid CoA-transferase. Gene Ontology annotation, biological process: ketone body catabolic process. Bases 187 to 1839 code for a protein of 550 amino acids. The record is from RefSeq and is a predicted model, not a curated record. The transcript is spliced from 9 exons. Lineage: Eukaryota; Fungi; Ascomycota; Eurotiomycetes; Eurotiales; Aspergillaceae. Gene Ontology annotation, molecular function: succinyl-CoA:3-oxo-acid CoA-transferase activity.
AUGGGUCUCGGAGGAGGGGCGAACAUGCGCCUCUGUCGGCGUUCAGAAAUAGCCCCGAAGACCGACCAUGCCGUCAUCUCGCCAUUUCGCAUAUUUAGCAGAUUUCCUUUUUCGAAUGAUUUGGUUCCUGGAGUUUAGCCUUUAAAAGUUUACUAUCUCAGAAUAGGGGUGCAAGGAACAUCAAUCAUGGCGACAUUACGGGUUUCAGCAUUGUCUCUAUCACGGAGGUCGCUCUCCGUCUGUCGGCCCGGGCUGCAAUUCGGAGUUCGCUGCACAGCAGGCUUGCGACCUUCAUUCCAGCCCGGCACCAUUGCCUGUGCAAAGCCAUACUCAACCGUCCCAAGUGUGCGACAGCGACUGGCUCCAACAAUUGAGCGCGGCGCUUCGAAACUGUUCAAGGAUGCGGAUGAGGCAGUCGCUGACCUGGAGAGCGGGUCUGUUAUUCUGAGCUCAGGGUUUGGGCUUUGCGGUGUUGCUGAAACCCUCAUCUCCGCUAUAUAUCGUCGAGGACCAGAGAACUUGCACUCUUUAACCGCGAUUUCGAACAACGCUGGCGCUCCCGGCAAAGGUGGACUUGCGACGCUCACGCAAACGGGCCAGGUUAACAAACUCAUCCUCUCAUACCUUGGCAACAACAAGCCUCUUGAGCAGAAGUAUUUGACAGGGGAGAUUUCCAUUGAGCUGUGUCCGCAAGGCACGUUGGCGGAGCGGAUGCGUGCAGGAGGUGCUGGAAUUCCGGCGUUCUUCACUCCUACAGGAGCUCACACUUUCCUCCAGGAUGGACGGAUUCCUGUUCGAAUGGACGCUUCUGGAAAGGUGGUGGAGCACGGCAAGCCGCGCGAAACUAGAGAGUUCAAUAACAAAACGUACUUGAUGGAAACUGCAAUCACGGGUGAUGUUGCAAUUCUCCGUGCAUGGAAAGCAGAUGAAGCUGGCAAUUGUGUUUUCCGUUAUACUACUAAGGCAUUUGGUCCGAUUAUGGCCAAAGCAGCGGAUAUUACCAUUGUGGAAGCGGAGAACAUUGUCCCCGUCGGCUCGAUCAACCCCAACAACGUUGACUUGCCAGGAAUUUUCGUGAACAGGAUUGUUCCUGCUACCGACCAAAAGAGUAUUGAGAUCAAGAAACUGCGCUCAGCUGAGAAUGGGAGCGCGGUGAAAUUAGAAAAGAAUGUUGCUCUAACUCAGAGAAACCGGAUUGCCAAGAGGGCCGCGAAGGAGCUCAAGCAGGGUUACUAUGUUAACCUUGGUGUUGGUAUCCCCACACUAGCUCCAUCAUUUUUACCGGAGAAUGUCAAGGUUUGGGUUCAGUCCGAGAAUGGUCUUCUGGGAAUGGGACCGUACCCUAUGGAGGAUGAAGUGGAUGCCGAUAUUAUCAACGCUGGAAAAGAAACCGUCACCCUCGUUGAUGGAGCCUCUACAUUUGACAGCUCCGAGUCAUUCGGUAUGAUUCGGGGUGGACACGUCGAUGUGUCCAUUCUUGGGGCUCUGCAAGUUAGCGCAAAGGGUGACCUUGCCAACUACAUGAUCCCCGGAAAAGUAUUCAAGGGCAUGGGAGGUGCCAUGGACCUGAUAUCGAACCCCGAUCAAACUAAGAUUGUGGUGGCAACCAGCCAUACAGCCAAGGAUGGCUCUCCAAAGGUCGUGGCAGAUUGCACUCUGCCUUUGACCGGUGCGCACUGCGUUAGCACGAUCAUCACGGAUCUGUGCGUCUUACAAGUUGACCGGACUCAAGGGACGCUCUUGCUGACGGAGCUGGCCCCUGGUGUGGAGGUUGAGGAAGUCCGGAGCAAGACAGGUGCCGAGUUUACUGUCGCGGACCAUUUGGAAGUCAUGGAAUAAGCAGUAUAACAUAGCAGUUCAUGUUCAUGGACAUAUAUGAUAGUGUAUAAGACGAUGUACAUAUGGGAUAUCCAUCAGUUUAUUUUGACUACAAAAUACACAAGAUCGCGUAUAUACAAAACAGUGCCUCUUAUUUACAGCUUAAAGGUUCUGCCGGGCGCAAAAUUCGUUUCCCCACCCUGGCUAAUCGACUCGACAAUCCGAUCAACGCUGUUCAAAAUCCAGGUAUUACCCUCAUCACUAGCCAACCACUUAGCCCCCUUC